Messenger RNA from Porites lobata, 511 nucleotides. The record is from the annotation of a GenBank genome assembly. NCBI's taxonomy places the organism in Eukaryota, Metazoa, Cnidaria, Anthozoa, Scleractinia, Poritidae.
GACAGCGAUGUAGCUGAAACUUCAGAGCCUCCUGAAGACACAGGUCCGCGUCCCUGUCGUUACGAGCCUCGCAGAGUUCAACGAGAUUAUGGACAACAACAACAACAAAGCCGUAUUAUAAGGACGAAACCGAAAGUGAGACGGAUCGUCUGGUGACUUAAAUUGUAUUGCUUAUACCUAAUUUGCCUUUAUUUUGGAGUAAUUUUAUCAUGAGACUAGGGUGAACUCAAGCCAUUAUGAAAGGGGUCCUUACUUUUUUUUAUUGUAGUUUAGGUGUGAGUGUGAAAUGUGUUAGCCGAUGCCUUCAGUACCCGAAAGCGUAUGUUGCCAUGAAAUAGGGCAAAUAUGGCAAAAAAUUGAAGAGCAAACGGAGGUCCAAAUGUCCUGUAUAACGGAACAUCGAGGAUUCCAGUCUACUUGCUUGGAUGUGUGGGUCCUUGAAACGGCGUAUUAUGCAUAUAGGCAACAACAUGGCACAGACAGUCAUAGAGGGCACGAGUAUGUUUACUAG